This is a messenger RNA of Drosophila mauritiana, 1308 nucleotides long. RefSeq names its product immunoglobulin-binding protein 1 (gene Tap42). Bases 112 to 1254 code for a protein of 380 amino acids. Lineage: Eukaryota; Metazoa; Arthropoda; Insecta; Diptera; Drosophilidae. Gene Ontology annotation, molecular function: protein phosphatase 2A binding. The record is from RefSeq and is a predicted model, not a curated record. Gene Ontology annotation, biological process: regulation of dephosphorylation; regulation of signal transduction. Gene Ontology annotation, cellular component: cytosol. The transcript is spliced from 2 exons.
CUUCACUGUGUAAACAGCUGUUUGGCGUCGGCAUCUUGCAAAUUAUUUUCGCAACAUUAUUUAUAUUGUUGAAAAUACCUAUUAACUACAAAUUUAUAUUCAAAUCUUUAAAUGGCUGAGGGUAAUACCGCUGGCGGAGAGGACCAAAAGCUGACGGACAUCUUUUUAAAGGGCUGGAACAUAUUCGACGAGCUAGAAGUCACCGAACUGCCCUUCAAUGGCAGCGAAUUUCAGAACAAAGUUAAGACUGCAAUGGGCCUUUUUGAGCAGGCCACCGUCAUUGUGAACCAGGUUAGCAUGUUCAGUGCCAACGAGUUGAUCGACGAGGUGUCCACGGAAUCGCUUCCCUUCAUGCUGCUCCCCUACUUUCUGGGCAAGCUUACCACCAAGAUCAACAACCCCAAUAGCACACACUCCAUAGAGCUGGGCGAGAUUUACUUCAAGGACCACCUGCAGCGCUGCCAGGAGUAUGAUCUCUGUGCAGCGCCCAAGUCUCAGGUGGAUAAGGCGGAUAGCCAGGCGGAAAAAAGCGAGCAGCGCGAGCUGGUAGAGGCAGCCUUUAAUAGAAACGACAAAAUAGCCCAGUAUCGCCGGAUGAAGGAGAUUGACGAGUAUAUGGCCAAGAUGAGAGAUGCAGUCAAGAACAAAACGGUCGACGAUGAGGAUAAACGCGUCUUUUUCCUCAAGUAUUUGGACAAGAGCAUAAUAGACUCCAAGCAAGAAUUGGAAUCGUUGGGCGUAAUGAAGCAGAUGGCCCAAAUACGCCUUGCCCGAUUGGCUGGUGGCGAAUCCGACAACGAAGUGGAUUCGUUCCGUCCACCGAAUCAAAAUCAAUCUUCCGCAUCGUCCAACUCCCGCGGUCAUGGUCACAGCCACGGACCAGGACACCACCACCAUCAUCAACAGGCCGCUAAGCCAAAGCCCUUGCAGCCCUUCAUCAUAACACGUAAUGCCACCCAGAAGGCGGUUUUCGGCUUGGGAUACCCCAGUCUGCCCAUUAUGACUGUUGAUGAAUUCUACCAGCAGCGCGUCGACGAGGGCAUCUUUCCCGAUGAGGAGAAGGUUGCCAAGAUGAAUCAGGCACAGGCCAUCGCGGCCGCCCGCGAUCCCAACGAAAAGGAGGACGAGGAGAAGGCCGUUGAGGAGCUGCAGGCGGAGCAGGAUGAUCCCGAGUAUAUAGACCGCAUGAGACGCAUGGAUGAGUACAAGGAUGUGGUGCGUCGCGGGGACGGCAACCGUCAUAACCGUAGUUAAGAAACUCAAAAUUUAUGUAUUUUUAUAAAACCCAAUAAAAUGGUUUAACCGCAA